Puccinia graminis f. sp. tritici CRL 75-36-700-3 is the source of this 1455-nucleotide messenger RNA. RefSeq lists its product as uncharacterized. The transcript is spliced from 2 exons. Lineage: Eukaryota; Fungi; Basidiomycota; Pucciniomycetes; Pucciniales; Pucciniaceae. The record is from RefSeq and is a predicted model, not a curated record. The coding region runs from base 14 to 967 and encodes 317 amino acids.
CAGGCCUCGUAGCAUGUCGGCCAGCUCGAUCCGAGACAUUGGUGGCUCCUCCUCGAAUAAUACCCCCGGAGCGCUCCCUCCAUGGACAACAGACCCAUCCCCCCGGAUCUACAGGGUCGAUCCAGCCAACAACUCCCCGCUCAAUGGAUCCGACUUCAAGCCCCCUAGUCAUGACGAUCUGAUCUUGCCCACGGUGGCCAGACAGAUCGAGAAACAGACUAAACUGUUGACCAUCAGUCCUACCGAGCAUCCUACCUUCUCCUCCGUCUCCUCUAACUUCUCUCAAUGGGAAGCCCUCGGCCCUCAGCUCCUCCUUCGUAAGGCUAGUCAUAAGAGAAUCGAUGGCUCCUUUGCUCAAUCUUCUACUCUUUCGGUCGACGAACCUCUCUCUUCACCACCUACACAUGACGAAGAACUCGUUGAGCCGGUCUCGCCAACUUCGGGACCAAGAGUCGGGCCAACAGGCGGCGCGGGACCAGGAAGACGGAUGAGUCGAGGGAUGAGCGGCAGUCAGGGGAGUGAGGGGGGGCGCGGAGGAGGCUCGUCGCGUCGACGGAGCAGCUAUCUGAGCCCCACCAGUCCCGGCAGACGCGGAUCGCAACAGUCAUUCUCCUCGCAUACCAACUCCUCUCGCGCGAGUCCCUCGGCUGCCAAUCGACUCGUCCUCGGCCCCGCUCCGGCUCCGUCAUCCCAUCAACCUUCCGCGCCUGAUCAAGCCCUCGACCACCCCUUCGCAUCCCCUGUUCUACUCAGACCGCUCUCCUUCCAACAACAGCAACAACAACAACAGCCGCAGCCUCAGCAAUCGCUCCCUCCCCCCGACCAGCUCGACCCCUCUUUCCCUCCUCAUCGUGCUACUAGCCCUAAUACUCAUAAUCAGUUGGAUGAUGAUAACCUUCAUCGAUUCGAUCAAGUCAGGCACCUCGAUCCUGAACCCGAAGGCUGCUGUAAAUGCAUCAUCGUCUGAUCCUCUCCCCUCAUUUCGAUCCUUCUCUCUCUCUAUCUCUCUCUGUCCGCACUUUCUUCUUCUUUUUUUUACCCGUCCUUCUGUCUUCUAUCCUUCUGUUCUGCUCGUCAAACUGAUCGUCCUUUCAACUCCUAUCUAUCUAUCAUCAUCAACACUAAUCAUCAAAAACACCGUUGUUUCCCUUCCUGAUUGGCUUGUUCCCUGUCCUGCUCCUUCUUCAACUCCUUCUUCUGCUUUUCACUCUAAUCUACUUGCUAUAACUAUUCGUGUCCUCUUCAUUCUUUCCUCUUUGCUCCGUGCUCUUCACCGUUAUCUACUUCCUCUUGUCUCGUCCACUCUUCUGUCUUUCUUCCUUCCUUUUCUUCUCUUAUUGUUGGUUCAUAUUCACUCAUCACUUAAUAAGACAUUCUAUAACAACCACUUAACAAACCAUCAUCAUGAACAAUAUCUUCUUCUUUCCUUUCUUCUUCUUCUUCUUCUUCUUCUUC